AUGACGUCUUCUGGUGAGAGCUUUCCUGGUACUGACGUUGGCAAUGCCACCGAAUAUCUUCUUGCGGAACUUCUAAAGGUUGUCAAGGAUAAGAUUGCCACUGACGAUUCAGCGACCGAUUGGGAUCCGAUUACCUUUGCAUUCACGGUGCCGGUCGGCAUCUUUGGUAUCCUGGCCACCUUGUUUGCAUUUGUUACGAUCAUUCAAGGCAUCUUCGCGGCCAGUCCAGGGCGCAGAAAGUCCAGUCGUCGGGUCAUUGGCAAAUGGGCCGAGACAAGAUGGACCACUGUCCUUUGGGACGAAUUGCGGACUACAACCUUUGUCAAGACUCCCAUUCUUCGGGCCGAUUCACUGUACGAAGCGCUACAGGUUCAGAUAGAGUCGUUGGGAGCAGAAACGAAAGAGUCUCUCGCACCUGUUGGAAAUAUUCAAGCACGUUCGAAUCCAAGAGCUAUGGUAUCUACUGAGAAACAUGUCGGCACCGGUGGCGCUACCCAAGCCAACUGGGUAAAACUUUUGGCUCAAUUUCACUUGGAUGACAUUGAAUUUCGUGAGGAAGAUUUGGAGAUCACUGCUACGGAUCACAUUCCUGAUGAGCUGCGGUCCGUAUACGCCUACACUGAUAUCCGCACCAUGGUAGCUCUUGGGGCAAUUGCCGGUGCGUCAAAUCUAGAACCCGAGUCUGGCUCAAGUUACCCUAUCUUGAUUGGAACCGAGACUCAGAUCGACUUUCGGCAACAUCCGCUACUAGGAACGGUAGUAGCUUUCUCCCAAUACGGAAAACAACGGCGUCAAUUGAAGGAAAUCUCUUCAUACUCGGGAAUGUCAAGCCGAGCCCUCAUGAUGGCAUUACAACACAGCAAUGCUGAAGUGGAAUAUACUCCGCCCAACGCCAACAGCAAUGUAUUUGGCUCACCUCGCCCCAGUGUUGAUAGUAUACAUGUCAUUAGCGCAGUCGACAGCGAUGAACUGUAUAAAGGAACAACACCGCAGCAAGCCAAGGAAAUCAUUUACGGCAUCAGGGACUACAAAUACUCUCGGGAAUGGCACAAUCACGAGGACUGUUUAUGUCGCUGUGAAGGCAAUUGGUAUCGUUUUGCUCAUCGAAACCUUUUCUGGAUGUUCGUGGCAAAGGCUCCUCGCGAACCACCUCGUGUCUUUCCAUCAAGCUAUGUGGCAAUCCGCAAAUCUCUCACAACGCUCUGUCUCCAGAGCCGUUUCUGGUCUCAGCCUAGAGUCAACCAGUCUAUCCACUUUCUGUACCAUCCAUUGUCCUCGACCGAAUUGCCAGAAAGGUUUAAAGAUAAGCUUGAUGAGUUUCGCGGACAACUCGGCAGCUAUGGAGACACCAUUUGCCAGAAUUGUCUACAAGUCUUGUCCGGCAAUAGCGAGAGUGUGAGAGGGGCCUGGCUCCUAGAGUACUUCAAUACAAUACAUGGCUUGCUUGAAGAUCUGGACUCGACCUUGGCCAUCUUGCCGAUUGAAGUGGUUGGAUGUCGCAAAGCGAAUUUGUUUCUCACCACCUUGAUUCUUCGGGAGAUCAGUUGUGGGAUCGAAGAUGGGAAUUUUAAAACGUCAAAUCUGAGUUCCUGGAGGUAUUUGACCUUGUCAGAUACCCAGCCAUUACACGAAAUACACACUGCCGAUGGGACCAUCAUGCAAGAGCACUUAUAUGAUCUGAGACAGCUCGAUAUGUUUCUUUCACGAGCAAAAUAUCGUCAGGAAAUCGAGACGUCCAGUAGCCUCUUCCUCCUCACCAAUGAUGGCUUGCGUAAUCUGGAUGCUGAUCAAAUACUCUCACGUCUGAAAAUGAUCGUAAGACAAUGUGCCGCCACAGGACACUUGUUGCAAAAAAUGGAGGAGGGCAAAGUAUACAAUGAAGAUACAUGGGAAAGAGACCUCUACGAAAUUGUAGAUGACAUCAUCAUCUGGAAAACAAUCUUGAUAGGCGUCCUUUUCUGUUCUGCGCCCGACAACAGCACGAUUUUCCAGUCGGCUGUCUGGAACCACGUUAUUCCACUACUUUGA
Messenger RNA from Pestalotiopsis fici W106-1, 2028 nucleotides. RefSeq lists its product as uncharacterized. The record is from RefSeq and is a predicted model, not a curated record. The transcript has a single exon. Bases 1 to 2028 code for a protein of 675 amino acids. Lineage: Eukaryota; Fungi; Ascomycota; Sordariomycetes; Amphisphaeriales; Sporocadaceae.